UUACAGCAGCCUCUUCUCUAGUGAAGUUGAGCAGGAUGGUGACAGAACAGCUGAAUUACAAUAUAGAUCGAUUCUUCUUUUGGACUGACAGCACUUCAGUCUUAAGGUAUAUCGCAAACAAGAAUUUGCGCUUUCACACGUUCGUAGCUAACCGCAUUGCUCUUAUCCACGAAGCUACGUCGGAAGAUGACUGGUAUUACAUCAACACUAAGGAGAAUCCAGCUGAUGUUGCAUCAAGAGGAACGAGCAUUUCGAAGUUGCCUGACUCGUGGACUCGUGGACCAAUGUUCCUCUGGAAAUCCGAACGUGAAUGGCCCGUUGUGGAAAAGGACGUUAAGAUCACGGAUAAAGAGAAUGAUCCUGAAAUAAGGACGACUGCGUGCGCUACAUCAGUUGUUUUAGACACAAACAGUGGUGUCGAAAAUCUUUUCGACUAUUACUCCAACUUUAAUAAGCUUAGGAGAGCUACUGGAUGGCUUAUGAGAGCUAUGGACAACCUGCAGGGAGCUGUUGAGAGGAGCCGGCAGAUAAAACAGGACAUCAGCAGUUCAGAAUCUGAUCCUGUGAAACGCGACCAGAAAAUAAAGUUAGCAUUGUCGAAAGAGAGACAGGAUAGACUUCUCAAAGGACAGAAAAACCUUCGUACAGCGUGCCUGUCUGUGGAUAUUCUGGAACGAGCUGAAGCCGCGUUGAUUAAGUAUGAGCAACGAAAGUACUUCGCAGCCGAAAGCAAGAUCCUUCACCAGGACAAUGGUGUUCAGUCGCGAAAACUCAAGAAGACUUCGAAAUUAUUCAAGAUGGACCCCUUUGUUAAAGAUGGUGUCAUUCGCGUAGGAGGUCGUCUUGAAAGAGCUGAAAUUUCGUAUGAUGCAAAACACCCCGUGGUGUUGCCUAGGGAAUCUGUCGUAUCGAGACUCGUUGUGGAUGAUGCCCACAGAUCAUGUGGUCACUUAGGAAAGAACACUGUUCUUGCAUUCAUUCGAGAAAAAUAUUGGAUUGUUGGUGCUCGCACUCUGGUGAAAUCUAUUCUUUCCAAAUGUGUGACUUGUAGGAAAUACAGAGCUCCAUGUGUUGAGCAAAAGAUGGCAAACUUACCCGCAGAGCGACUCGCAGCUGAUCAGCCUCCUUUCAGCAGAACUGGGAUGGACUUCUUCGGACCCUUUGAACUGAAACGUGGAAGGAGUGUGGUAAAGCGAUAUGGGGUAUUGUUUACCUGUCUUGUGACUCGUGCGGCCCAUUUAGAAGUUGCUGCGUCGCUCGAUACAGAUUCUUGCAUCAACUCCAUUCGACGAUUUAUCGCUCGCAGAGGAAAACCUGUAUUUAUUAGAUCGGAUAAUGGAACCAACCUUGUCGGUGCUCAACGAGAAAUGAAGGAAAAUAUUCAGAAAUGGAACACAGACAAAAUUCGUGAUAACAUGUUGCAGAUUAGCAUUCAGUGGGAAUUCAAUCCUCCCUCCGGUUCUCACUUCGGCGGAGUCUGGGAAAGACUCAUUAGGUCUGUGAGACAGGUGUUGUACUCUGUUAUGCAUGAGCAGAAUGCGAAACUGGAUGACGAAGGACUUCAGACACUCUUUUGUGAGGUAGAGGCUAUCUUAAAUGGACGCCCGUUAACUGAAGCAUCGGAUAACGUAACUGACCUACGGGUUUUGACCCCAAACCAUCUGCUAUUGCUUCAGCCUGGAGAGUAUUUCCCACCUGGAACAUUCGUCGCCACGGAUAACUAUGCCAGAAGGAGGUGGAGACAGAUACAGUACCUUUCAGAUAUUUUCUGGAAUAGGUGGACCAAGGAAUACUUACCGCUUCUGCAAGGACGCCAGAAAUGGAUGAAGAAACGACGUAAUAUGCAGACUGGAGAUCUUGUGCUGAUCGCUGAUAGUACACCUAGGCAUGCGUGGAUAACCGGUAGGAUUCAGGAAGUUGUGAAAGACAAACAUGACAUUGUGCGAUUCGUGAAGGUUAAGACCCCUUCCAAUGUGUUAACGCGUCCAGUGACCAAACUCGUGCUCUUGCUCGAGUCAGACAUUGAGUAAUGGAUACGGUGAACGCUUGAGUGAAAGGACAAUUCGAACUAGAAUAUCAGAUGUACUUUUGUAAUUGUAAUUAUUUUGUGAUUAAGCAUAAUGAUUUAAUUGAUGUGUUUGAUGGUUAUUAGGCCGUUUUUGCGAAUUGAUAAUCUCGGUUGAAGCCUCGAUUAAGGGGCCGGUAUGUUACGGCCUAAAUGUUAGUUUUAUGUUGAAUUUAUUGUUUAGUUUCGUUUGUGGUAAUUUUGUUAAGAUUCCGGAAAAUACGGUUAUCCGGUUUCCGGUUUUAGUAUAGACGAAUAUUAUGGGAUAGCGUUAUCCAAGCGCAGCACAUGUUUUGAGUAUGAGAAGAUUCGUUCGGACUAUCGUAGGAUACGAUACGUCAAUCUAUCUACGUAGAACUAUCAUUGAGUCACUACACCUGUAAUGUACAUGUAUGUAGUUGAAUUGAUGUCAAAGAUAAUAAACACAGAUGAAGCCAGGAAGAUGGAAUUGACCUCAUUUAUUAUUACGAUAGCCAGAAC
Messenger RNA from Pecten maximus, 2545 nucleotides. RefSeq lists its product as uncharacterized. The transcript is spliced from 2 exons. Lineage: Eukaryota; Metazoa; Mollusca; Bivalvia; Pectinida; Pectinidae. Gene Ontology annotation, molecular function: nucleic acid binding. The coding region runs from base 36 to 2030 and encodes 664 amino acids. Gene Ontology annotation, biological process: DNA integration. The record is from RefSeq and is a predicted model, not a curated record.